CAUUAACUCAGCUGGCAUCCACCAAACAUGACCUGAUCAACCACACCCUCUAGAAAGGACUUUGUCCCAACUCCCUAGAGAUAGAUAUAUAGAUGUAUCCCUCUCCCAUAUUUCACAUCAUAUAUAUACACUAUUCGAACCCAUGCACAUCAACCACUGCUCAAGUCGGAGUUUCAUAACUAUAGUGGUUAAAAAAAUUUGUCUUUGAUCUCGUUUCUUGAAGUGAGAGAGUUUCGGUUUUUAGGAUGAGUUAUUUUAGGAGUUGCUUGACCGCUCUCCGGUGGAGCACGUCUAGUGGAUGCAAGAGCUUCCGAAAGAAGAGAAAAAUGUCUUCCAACUCUGAUGCACCGGCGACUACUGCAUCGUCGUUUGCGGCCAUGGAAGUGUCAAAUCAGUUCAAGCAAGUGUUUGAGGUGAUGGAUGCAAACGGGGACGGGAAGAUAUCUCCGGUGGAGCUCAGUGAAGUUCUCUGCUGCCUCGGGUACAAGAACAAGUCCGCGGCGGCGAAAGAAGCUGAAGGGAUGGUGAGAGAGAUGGACUGCAAUGGAGACGGGUUUAUUGACUUGGAUGAGUUCAUGAAUGCUGUGAAUGUUAAUGAUACGAAGAGUAAUGGCUGUGAUGAUCUCAUGGAUGCUUUUCUUAUAUUUGAUACUGAUAAGAACGGAAAGAUUUCAGCCAAGGAGUUGAGGAGGGUGCUAGUUAGCCUUGGAUGUGAAAGAAGCAGUCUCAAAGAGUGUAAACAAAUGAUCAAAGGGGUUGAUAAGAAUGGAGAUGGGGUUGUGGAUUUUGAAGAAUUUAGGUUGAUGAUGACAAGAAAUGUCUAAGUUGAUCAAAGAUCAUGUUGAACUUUUAGGUUUUUCUUCAUCAGUUCUACUUUGCAAUCAUGUAUUUGCAAUAGUUUGUAUGAAGAUAAGAAGGUUGAUUGAUUGUGUUAGAGAUGUCUUAAAGUUUAGAAGAAACUUUGGAAUA
Rosa rugosa (rugosa rose) is the source of this 969-nucleotide messenger RNA. RefSeq names its product probable calcium-binding protein CML23. Bases 246 to 824 code for a protein of 192 amino acids. The transcript has a single exon. Lineage: Eukaryota; Viridiplantae; Streptophyta; Magnoliopsida; Rosales; Rosaceae. Gene Ontology annotation, molecular function: calcium ion binding. The record is from RefSeq and is a predicted model, not a curated record.